CCAGAGGAGGACGGGGUCCGAGUUGUGUGCAUGGCCUCGGGGUGGUUCCCAAAGCCCCAAGUGCAGUGGAGAGCUCUAAGUGGAGAGAAGUUCCUGACGUUCUCUGAGACCCAAGCCCAAGAUGCUGAAGGGCUGUUCACCAUAAAGGCAACUCUUGUGGUGAAGGACAGUUCUUCUGGGAAUGUGACCUGCUCAGUCCUCAACCCCAUAUUGGGCCAGGAGAAAGCAAUGGCCAUUUUCAUCCCAGAACCCUUCUUCCCUCAGAGUUCUCCCUGGAAGCUGACUUUCAUGGUGAUCCUGACUGUGCUGAUGCUCCUACUCCUUGGGGUUGUCUUCUACAUCAUGAGAGAACAUACUGCAAAGCUCAAGGAUAUGCAGGAAUGGGAGAAACUGCACAGAGACAAGGAGGAGGACCGGCAGAUAAAGGAGGAGGCACUGAAGGCCACAGGUAAGUUUCUAUGUCACAUUUGUAGGAGACAUUCUGGUUGUCAGCUCACCUGUUUCCUGUGUUGCCUUUCAGACUGGAGGAAAUCUGCUUACCUGGCCGGUGAGUGA
Molecule: messenger RNA, 555 nt
Organism: Enhydra lutris kenyoni (northern sea otter)
Lineage: Eukaryota; Metazoa; Chordata; Mammalia; Carnivora; Mustelidae
Product: butyrophilin-like protein 1
Exons: 3
Biological process (GO): T cell receptor signaling pathway; regulation of cytokine production
Cellular component (GO): external side of plasma membrane
Molecular function (GO): signaling receptor binding
Source: RefSeq, a predicted model, not a curated record